AUGUCUAGACAAGCCUAUAUGGCAAAGCCAUAUUCUGGGAUAAGAUUUCCAGUUUCAAAAAUUUUGACUGGCUUCCGCUCCAUGUCUACAGCCGAAGAACAACUUAUGGAUGAUUAUGAAAAAAAGAUAUUUGGAAUUUUGAAAGAAAGCUUCCAACCUAAGAACUUACAGGUGAAAGACGUUUCGGGAGGAUGUGGCUCUAUGUUUGCUAUACUUGUUGAAAGUGAGAAGUUCAAAGGCAUUCCAAUGAUCAAGCAACAUAGAUUAGUCAACGAAGUUUUAAAAGACGAGAUUUCGAAAUGGCAUGGAAUUCAGUUGAAAACCAAGUCUAUUUAA
This is a messenger RNA of Debaryomyces fabryi, 336 nucleotides long. RefSeq lists its product as uncharacterized. The transcript has a single exon. Lineage: Eukaryota; Fungi; Ascomycota; Pichiomycetes; Serinales; Debaryomycetaceae. Bases 1 to 336 code for a protein of 111 amino acids. The record is from RefSeq and is a predicted model, not a curated record.